AUGGUGAACUUGCAGUACUUCGCUGUGGCAUUGGUUCUGCUAUCGAGCCAGACAGAAGCUCAAGGGAUACUUGACUUUUUCGGUUUCCAUAGGCCGUCCACUUCGUCAAAGCAAGCUGGUUUAACCUCUUCUACUACGUCCACUCCUUCAUAUUUAACCGUUUACACCACUACUACCACGGAAACACUUACUUCGACCAUUGCCUCUGUCAACACCGUGGAGCAAACCGUAUACGAGCGAGUUAUCGUAGACUGUGAUACCUACAAACCUCCUGUCGCCGAAGGACUGAUUCAAUGCUUUUUCGACUGUUCCUCCCUUGCUAUCGAGCUCACCGCCUGCCUCGGAUCCAAAAGUUGCAUGUGCCCUACAGCUCGACGUCGGCACAAGCAAGUCGACACCUGCCUGUCUUGUGGUGCUAUUAAUUGGGCUAUCGGACAAGCCUUGAAGGGCUGCGAUCUGCCCCCCUUGCCCCAAUGUGCUACUCUUGUCACUUCAAAGCUAACAUCCUACAAGACGAACUAUUUGACUUCCUAUGUGACCACUACUCACCCAGUCACCGCCACGUCAUCGCUCCCUAUAUCUACCAGUACUGUCCAGGGAGCCAUCGCUGGGACACUCGAUUAUAUUGGUGAUGAUGGAUUUUUGCGCCAACGGGUAACUGUUGUCCCUGAAGACCCACUACCUAACAAUGGAGUCUCUCUUGGCUCCGAUGGUUUGCCCAGUUACGGAACUCCGGUUACCACAGUUACAGUCGUCGGCGACAAGGCUGGAACAGUCACUUACGUAGGUGAUGAAGAUGGUAUUCCUACUGCACGAGUCACUGUAACUCCUGUGUUGACUCUACUGACCACUGGUGAAGUCACUGGAAAAGGUGUGACUUUCGACUCGGACAGGCUCCCCAUCUUAGUGGUAACCGAGACCCAGAUCAUCGAAGCCAGUGUUAUGGGUCCUAUUGCUGGUACUACUACCGAGGUAGGCAGCAAUGGUAUCGGCACUGUGAUAGUGACAACUGUCCCAACAAAUCCAGUUGGAACUACAACGGUGGCUGGUCCCUCAGCUGGUAAAGAGACCUUCAAAGGAGCCGACGGACUCCCGUAUGUACGCGAUACGAUCAUUCCCGCAAAGACUGUCACCUAUGUCGCUACGGAAUCCUUCAACAGUACAGUGAUUGGUUCUGAUGGUAUCGCCACAGCUUAUGAGAUUAUCGGGCCUCAGUCAACAGUCUACACCACUGGCACUCUUAAUGGACGAGAUAUUGUGUUUGGUACGGAUGGCUGGCCAGUUAUUAUAGUAACCAUAGACCCUCCUGUUAUCACAGAGACGGCGUAUGGACUUGAUGAAGGUCUCAUAACAUUCGUUGGUGACGAUGGUCUCGCAACGGCGAGGACCACUGCCAAACCUACCACCACUCUCACCACAUGGGCCACAGUCGAGACCAUUGGUGUUGCCUCAGGCAAGGAUGGCCAACCAGUUGUCAUGAUCUACAAUACCCCAACUGGCCCUGUUGCGACAAAGACAACCUACGGAUUGACAUCUGGAAUUGAGACAUCCACAGGUGAGGAUGGCCUUCCUACUUUGAUGACAACAAUGCCACCGAAGUCCACAUCUACUGUCCUUGGUCCAAUUGUUGGUACUGAAGUCACUCUUGAUGGUAAUGGCGACCCUGUCAAGAUUGUGACAGCGACUCCCACUGGUCCUGUUACAACUCAAUUUGAUGUUGGUCUCCAAGCAAACACCUACACUUUUACUGGUGAUGAUGGACUGCCUACCGAGCGUGUGGUCUCAGCGCCAACAGUAACAGAUUAUGUCCUCGGGCCAAUUGCAGGCGUUUCUCUUAUUAUCGGUGAUGAUGGCGACGCAACAGCCAGAUACACAACUACACCUGAGGGGCCAGUCACCACACUGUCGUCAUUUGGACUGGAGGCUACCACUUUCACUACAACUGGGGACGACGGACUGCCCACUGAACAGGUGAUCCUGGGUCCCUCCCUAACAAAGUCAGUUCUGGGAACUGUCGCAGGUACUACACUGAGCUUUGAGGAUGAUGGAGCCCCUGUAAUGGUUGUGACAGCCACACCCACAGCUCCAGUGACUACUCAGUUUUCUUACGGCCUCUAUCCAACUACUAUCACCAUCACAGGUGAAGACGGGUUUCCUACAGAACGUGUUGUUGUUGGUCCUUCUGCCACUCAGACCGUUUACGGUACUGUUGAAGGAGCAGCUCUGUCAUUUGAUGCGAACGAUUUCCCAAUUGAAGUCAUAACCGUUACACCCUCAGGUCCUGUUACAACUCAGUCAUCCUUUGGACUCAUGGCCACCACAUACACGUUUACUGGCGAAGAUGGCUUACCCACAGAGCAGGCUGUCGAAGGUCCAUCGUCCACUGAAUUAAUUCUUGGUGCAGUUGAAGGCACUAGCUUGAGUUUCAGAGAUGAUGGUACCCCUAUUAUGAUUGUCACUGCUACACCAUCAGCUCCUGUCACCACCCAGCAUUCAUUUGGUCUCUAUCCUACUACUUUGAUUGUCACCGGGGAGGAUGGCUUCCCUACCGAGAGAGUUGUCGAUGGGCCGUCUGCAACCAAAACUGUUUUUGGAACAGUUGAAGGUGUGUCUCUGUCAUUUGAGGGAAAUGAUUUCCCUGUUGAGGUUAUCACAAUAACCCCUUCGGGGCCUGUGGUGACGCAGUCGUCAUUUGGAUUGCAAGCCACGACUUUUACCUUCACAGGAAAUGAUGGGUUGCCAACUGAGCAGGUUGUUCAGGGUCCUUCUUUCACGAAGUCAGUUCUGGGAACUGUAGAAGGCACAAUGUUAAGUUUUUUUAAUGAAAGCCUUCCAAUCAUGAUCAUCACUGCCACUCCAACCGCACCAGUGACAACUCAGCAUUCUUAUGGCUUUUAUCCCACUACUUUUACAGUCACAGGCGAAGAUGGCUUUCCGACAGAGCGAGUUGCGGAUGGACCAUCUGCUAUUAAAACUGUGUUUGGCACAGUUGAAGGCACUGCGUUGUCCUUUGUUGGAGAAGACUUCCCCGUUGAGAUUAUCACUGUGAUACCCUCCGGCCCCGUCACUACUAUGUCGUCGUUUGGGUUGACCGCCACAACAUACAUCUUUACUGGUGAGGAUGGACUGCCAACGGAACAAGUCAUUGAAGGCCCCUCUCUGACUAAGUCCAUCCUUGGUACUGUUGCUGGAACAGCUCUGAGCUUCGGAGACGAUGGUAACCCCGUUAUGAUCGUAACUGCCACCCCUACAGCUCCAGUCACCACUCAAAUUUCUUACGGCUUUCAACCCACAACGUUCACUACAACUGGCGACGACGGAUUCCCCACCGAGCGUGUCGUGCUGGGACCUUCUGCCACGCAUACGGUGUUCGGUACUAUUGGUGGAACCUCUCUGCUGGUUCUUGAUGAGUUUCCUAUUGAGAUCAUUACAGUGGUGCCCACUGGCCCUGUAACGACUCAAUCCUCUUUUGGAUUCCAAGGUAUCACGUAUACUCUUACUGGAGAAGAUGGAUUGCCCACAGAGCAAGUUGUCCUGGGUCCAUCUGCAACAACUUCAGUCUUAGGCACUGCUGCAGGUUCUGCAUUGAGCUUUGGAGAAGACCACCUGCCUAUUUUGAUAGUCACGGAGACACCAACUGGUCCAGUUACGACUCAGUUCUCUUAUGGUUCCUACCCUACUACCAUCACUACUAUCGGUGCAGAUGGCUUCCCUACCGAGCGUGUUGUCAAGGGUCCCUCUGCUACACAGACUAUUUACGGUACUGUUGAGGGUACGUCCAUCAGCUUCGAUGGUGAUGAUUUCCCAGUUGAGAUUAUCACAGUGAUACCUACUGGACCUGUUACCACCCUUUCAUCUUUCGGUCUUCAAGGAACUACUUACACGUUCAUCGGAGAUGAUGGAUUGCCUACGGAACAGAUUAUCCAAGGACCUUCAUUUACCAGGACUGUUCUCGGUACAGUUCCAGGUACAAAUAUGAGUCUAGCCGCUGGAAGUAUUCCUAUCAUGGUUAUUACGGCUACUCCCACAGCACCUGUGACCACCCAAAUCAGCUACGGACUUCACUCUACAACGUUCACCAUCACAGGUGAGGACGGUUUUCCUACUGAACGCGUGGUGAAGGGACCUUCUGCUACUCAGACCGUUUUCGGCGCUGUUGAAGGCACAGCCCUAUCGUUCGAUGGUGAAGAGUUCCUUGUUGAGAUUGUCACAGUGACUCCUUCUGCUCCUGUUGCUACCCAGUCAUCUUUUGGUCUCAAUGGUACCACCUUCAUCUUCACUGGCGACGACGGUUUGCCUACAGAGCAGGUCAUUCGGGGUCCCUCCUUCACGAAGUCGGUUCUUGGUACUGCUGCUGGUACCUCUCUGAGCUUUGGGGAAGAAGGUGUGCCAAUGAUGAUUAUCACCGCUACUCCAACCGCACCUGUCACUACCCAAUUAUCCUAUGGACUGAAUUCUACUACAUUCAUUGUUACAGGGGAGGAUGGCUUUCCAACAGAAAAAAUCGUUGAAGGUCCGUAUGCUACUAAGACAGUUUUUGGUACCGUUGAAGGCAUUUCACUGUCAAUGGUUGACAAUGAAUUUCCUGUGAAGAUCAUUACCGUUGUCCCUUCAGGACCUGUGUCCACUCAAUCGUCCUUUGGUCUUCAAGGCACCACUUAUACAUUCACUGGUGAAGAUGGGUUACCUACUGAAAAGGUGGUUCUAGGACCCUCUUCGACGAAAUCGGUUUUCGGAACUAACGCUGGAACAAUGUUGAGUAUUGGUGACGAUGGAAUUCCUGUCUUGGUUGUAACUGCUAUGCCAACAGCUGCUGUAACUACCCAACAUACUUUCGGCCUCUAUCCUACUACCUUUGUCACCACAGGUGAAGAUGGAUAUCCCACUGAACAUGUUGUGUUGGGGCCAUCAGCUACUCAGACCGUAUACGGUACCGUUGAAGGAACCUCAAUAGCGCUUGACAAAGACUUCCCCAUCGAGAUCAUUACUGUGACACCCUCUGGACCAGUGACGACUCAAUCUUCCUUCGGGCUGAAUGGUACGACAUACACAGUCACAGGUGAAGAUGGUCUACCAACUGAACAAGUCGUCAAGGGCCCAUCCUCGACAACGUCACUUCUUGGCACCGCUGCUGGGACUGUACUCAGUUUUGGGGAUGAUGAUUUUCCAAUCAUGAUUGUGACAGCAACUCCCACUGGUCCUGUCAAUACCCAGUUCUCUUAUGGCUUAUACCCCACCACUAUCACCACAAUUGGAAAAGAUGGCUUUCCCACUGAGCGUGUCGUGAAGGGUCCUUCUUCUACGCAGACAGUUUACGGUACUGUUGAAGGAACUGCGAUCAGCUUUAUUGAUGACAAUUUCCCCGUUGAGAUCAUCACCGUGAUUCCGUCUACUCCUGUGACUUCUCAGUCGUCUUUUGGACUUCAAGCCACAGUUUACACAUUUACUGGAAAGGAUGGAUUGCCUACAGAGCAAAUUGUUAAUGGGCCUUCCUUUACCAAAUCUGUUUUUGGCACAGUUCCUGGUACAGAGCUGAGUCUGGCCGCCGGAAGCAUUCCUGUCAUGAUUGUUACUGCUUCACCCACUGAACCUGUUACUACCCAGUACUCUUACGGACUCUUCCCUACGACUUCGGUUAUUACAGGUGGAGAUGGAUAUCCAACAGAGGUUAUCGUGUUGGGACCUUCAGCUACCCGCUCCAUUUUGGGUACGGUUGAAGGUACAGCUCUGUCAUACGACAGCAAUGGCUUCCCCGUUGAAGUCAUCACCGCCACUCCCUCUGCCCCCGUGGCUACACAAUUCUCCUAUGGUCUCCAGGCCACCACUUUCAAUUUCACUGGCGAGGAUGGCCUACCAACCGAACAGGUUAUACAAGGUCCAUCUUCUACAACAUCAGUUCUUGGUACAAUUGUUGGUACUGCACUGAGUUUCAGAGAAGAAGGAGAUCCAGUUAUGGUUGUCACGGCCACACCCACAGCUCCCAUUACUACGCAGCACUCUUUUGGCCUUUAUCCUACUACUCUCACCUUCACUGGUGAGGAUGGAUUCCCCACGGAACAAGUUGUUGAUUCCCCUUACGCGACCAAGACCGUGUUUGGUACGGUUGAAGGAGUUUCAUUGUCGUUUAAUGGCAACAACAUCCCUGUAGAGAUUGUCACAGUGAUUCCCCUGGAACCUGUAACUACUCAAUAUUCGUUUGGAUUAGAGGCGACGAAUUACACCUUCACAGGUGAGGAUGGUUUGCCUACUGAGCAAGUUAUCAAGGGCCCUUCAACCACCAUGUCAACUCUUGGCACUUCAGCUGGAACUCUCUCGAGCUUUGGUGAUGACAGUGCCCCAGUAAUGAUCGUGACAGCUACUCCGAAAGCGCCUGGAACUACUCAGUUCUCUUACGGCUUUUAUCCCACCACCAUAACUACUACAGGAGAUGAUGGAUUCCCGACAGAGAGAGUUAUCCUGGGACCUUCGUCUACCCAGACUGUCUUUGGUACUACCGAGGGAGCUGCCUUGUCUUUUGAUCUUAACAACACCCCCGUGGAGAUCAUUACCGUGAUUCCUUCUGGCCCUGUGACUACAUUGACAUCAUACGGGAUCCACGAAACUAAGUACACAUUCAUAGGUGAAGAUGGGUUGCCCACUGUACAAGUGCUUAAAGCUCACCCAUUCACAACGAAGGUGUUUGAUACUAUUGCCGGUACAUCAAUGAGUCUUGGAGAUGAUGGCAUUUCCAUGAUAAAUAUUACAACUAUACCGACAGCUGCAGUUACGACAGACCACUCAAUUGGGCUUUAUCCUACCACUAUGACUGUCACUGGUGAAAAUGACCUCACUAUAGAACGAUCACUUGACGGGGAAUCAGCUACAAAUACCGUAAUCGGUAAAAGUGAUAAGACUUCAUUAAGUGAUGGUCUAGACCCUCUAGCCACUGAGUCUAUUAAGGACAUCACUUCUGCUCCUGUUGCAACGCAAUCACCUCUCGGGCCAAAAACAACCACUUCCAUCGAGGAUGAUUUGCCCACAGAAAACGCCAUCCGAACCAGCUCUUUGAUCGAAAUUUUUGAAUCCUCGGUCGAGAUGACCAACGCUUCAUCAGUUUCUCCUGUGACCACUCAGUCAAUCUAUGGUUUGCACGCCACAACCUUCACCACCACGGGGGAAGAUGGAUCUCCUACUGAAAGAGUCACUCUUGGACCUUCAGCCACCAAGACUGUAUUUGGUACCGCCGAAGGAACUGAAUUAGUGGUAGGCGAUGACAACCUUCCUACUGCGGUCAUCAUUGAAAUUCCUUCGGGACCAGUUACUAACCAGUCUACAUUUGGAUUUGAUUCUACUACCUACAUCCAGACUGGAGACGAUGGGUUGCUCACCGAACAUGUGACACAAGCUCCUUCUGCUGCUCAGACAAUAAAUGGAAAUGUGGAAGGCUCAACGCUGGAGUUUAGCGAAGACGGACUGUCCACAAAGCUGGUUACUGUGCUCCCCUCUGGAGCAGUGGCUUCCAAGACGCCGUACGAUAUUGAGGCUACUACUUUGACAGAGCCAGGCCAAGACGGCCUUGCAACUGAACAUGUGAUUCAGGGGUCUUACUCUACGAGUUCCAUCGUUGGUACAGCCGAAGGUACUCUUUUGACCCUUGGGGCCGACAGUCUACCAAUUUCAAUUGUCACGGCAACAACUGUCCCUGUUAUUCUCCACAGCACACCCGAGCUGGUAUCCACGUCUACUUCCUCUGCAAAUGCUAAAGAUUUAACAACCGAGAAUGCUGCUAAUACAGCUGUUGAAUUUGCUAAUAACACCUUACCAGCCGGGGCUGAUGGUACCUCAAGUGUAGACAGCACUCAGUCCCCCGAUAAUGGUUCACUUGAAUCUACUCUUGAUAUCCAUUCCACUACAGCUACUGAAAUCGUGGAGCAUGGCAUUCCCACAAGUGUUGUCUCAUCUGGUGCUACUAUGAUUGGUGAUGUAGCAAACGAGUCUACUUCAAAAGAUACAGCUCCCAUAUGGGUAGUAAGUGAAGCUUCCGUGGCUACAGAAAGCUCAACUGACGUUGUCUCUCACUUAUCGUUUCUUGAGGCUAGCAAGACUACUACUAUGGUACACACACAGACAAUGAAGCCUGACAUUGUCUUCUUUUCCAACUCUACCCCCAUUGAAGUGGCUGCUUUCGACACCUCUUCUACUCACCAUUCUGUCGCAAGUAACGCUGUUCCGUCGGUUCCCACGUCAGUGGAAGUCAGGUCGUCAACCUUCACAGAAGUCCAGACGAUUGUUAUUCCUGUAUCCGAGACAUCCAUUGAGACUUCAAUUAUCUCUGGACCCGAGACUUCCAUUAUCGCUGUGUCCAAGGAGACUUCGAUUGUCUCUGUACCCGACAAAACUUCGAUUGUCUCUGUACUUGAGUCUGCAGUUGUCUCUGUACUCGAGACAUCCAUUAUUUCAGCUUCUGGGUCCAGCACCAUUACAGCCACAGCCUCCACUUCUGCUUUGCCUAUGACUUCCUACUCUGAGUCUUCUACCUUACUCGGCACACCGUCUCAUGGGAAUAUCAAGCCAGAGUCAUCCAGACUGGCUGAUACCGAUUCGGAGGAAGAUAAUACCUCCACAUACACCCCUGGCAUCUCAACGCCUACUCUAUCUACUCCUGGGUCUAACUUCACAGUUGAUGACUUGCUUAAAAAGCCCCAGGGCUCUACUUCUGAGCCUACUAGACAAAUCAGCAACAAUGACGAGGUAACUAAUGGUGCCAUUAUUUCUAGUGCAAACACUUCUCCUGUACAUUUGCCUAGCACCACUAGUGUCUCCUUCGACGCUGCUACCCCCAGCCAAGUUGCACCGCCUGUAGAGGGCUAUCCUAAACCUAUGCAAGCUAACGGUGGGUCUUCCCAUUCGAUACCCUUCACAGGACUACUCACUACAGCUAUUUUCUUUAUUCUUUUCUGGAUCUGA
Messenger RNA from Yarrowia lipolytica CLIB122, 8946 nucleotides. The record is from RefSeq and is a predicted model, not a curated record. Lineage: Eukaryota; Fungi; Ascomycota; Dipodascomycetes; Dipodascales.